UCUGGAGAGUGGUCCAAAAGUAAAUGAAGGAGGAAAACAAUGGCAGUACAAGGAUCCAAUUGGGAAGAUUCAAGGUCCUUUUUUAAUGACACGGUUGCAUAAAUGGAACCAUAGUAAUAUCUUUCUUGCGGAUAUGAGAAUAUGGAGAGAGUGAGAAGGAGAUGGAAAAGAGUAACAAUAAAAAUAAAGGCAAAAUAAAUACAACGACAACAUAAUUUUGGCGUCUCAAGUAAUCUUUUUGGUGUAGAUGUCAUCUUCGGGAAUGGGAAUAGUAGGUAUUGUUUUAAUUCCCUAAUGUAAGUGUCUGACUAGAUCCUACAAUUUGGUCCUUUGUACUGGUUACCCAGAAGUCAUCUCCAAGCAAUCACAACGCAUCAUGACAUUGUACCCCAAGUUUUUUCUUGUAAAUACCUAGGACGUUUAGCGGAACUUCUAAAGGGAGUAAAUGGAAAUUUCCAAAAUCACCCAUGCAUCAAUAACCAGUAUGUGUUCUCAAGCGUACAGUUUCUAACGCCAUAGUGCUCAGCGGGCUUAGUGGUGGUGGGAAACUGUUCUUUUUUACAAGCUGCGUGAUGGAUCUUCCCACCAAGGUACUGUCACGUCAAUGGAACCCCAUGAGGGCCUUUUUGUAUUGAACUCGGAGACCUCCAAGAAAGGUAAAACAAAGGCGGUUCAUCUUGUUGAUGUUCCUGGUCACUCCCGUCUUCACCCUAAACUGGAUGAAUACUUGCCUCGAGUGGCUGGCAUGAUAUUUGUUGUGGACGCAGUGGAAUUUUUGCCCAACUGUCGUGCUGCUUCAGAGUAUCUCUACUACAUUUUGACCAAAGCUAGUGUUGUGAAGAGGAAAAUUCCACUUCUUAUCCUUUGCAACAAGGUGGAUAAGCAGUGUACUUUUGAUCGUGCCUUGAUUAUUAUUCUUUCUUCCAUGAGUAUCAUUCAGCAAAUGGAAUCAUCCAAAUGAAUUUUCGGGCCUUGAUUAUUAUUCUUUCUUCUCGUGUAUGAGUUUGCGAAUGAACAGUUUAAGGAGAGCUGUAUCAGAUGCAGAUAUAUCCAACGAGUUCACACGAAGAAGCAUUUUCAUUUUCUCAGUGCAUAAACAAUGUGAUAUUUGUCAUACAUCUGCUGGAUUAACUGGAAAAAUACUACCAUUAGAGCAGUUCUUGAGGGAAUGCAUGGAGCCUUUCAUAUCUAGUCUUUAUAAUGCACAGUUUUAUAUGAUGUGUUGGAAAACUGUGCGUCUGUGCCGUGUGUUGUUCAUCAGAAUUUGACCAACUGAAGUCUGGAUACAGUAGCAAAAUUUGGAUUCAGAAAGAGAUAAUUUCCUUUUUUUUAACUAGCAGUAGAUGUUAUUGGAAAACAUGUUCAUAUUUUAAACCAGUUUUAAACUUUCGUGUGCUCUUCCUCUUGACGUGUUGUAAAUAAAUGGUUAUCUUGUAUA
Messenger RNA from Erigeron canadensis, 1438 nucleotides. Its product is annotated as signal recognition particle receptor subunit beta-like. The transcript is spliced from 6 exons. Bases 605 to 961 code for a protein of 118 amino acids. Lineage: Eukaryota; Viridiplantae; Streptophyta; Magnoliopsida; Asterales; Asteraceae. The record is from RefSeq and is a predicted model, not a curated record.